This is a messenger RNA of Folsomia candida, 2581 nucleotides long. RefSeq lists its product as uncharacterized. Lineage: Eukaryota; Metazoa; Arthropoda; Collembola; Entomobryomorpha; Isotomidae. The record is from RefSeq and is a predicted model, not a curated record. Gene Ontology annotation, cellular component: nucleus. Gene Ontology annotation, molecular function: ATP hydrolysis activity. The transcript is spliced from 10 exons. The coding region runs from base 1 to 2175 and encodes 724 amino acids.
AUGACUUCAAAUAGAGAUGAGUUGGAUGAAGGAGACUUGGACUUGAGUUUCGAAUUUCAAGGAAACCGAUAUUUCACGAUCGACGAAUAUAUGGAACAGUGUAGAGCCCAACGUGUACCCCUCGCCUCCAUGACCACUGACUCAUCAACGUUAGGCGAUAAGGAGAAUCGGAGUGACGUCGACGACUGCGUUAAACUAGGUCCGGAGCGAGAUGUAUCGUCGUCAUCCCGUGUUGGUGGUCCACUUUGUCUACUUUCUGGGUCCGCAACCUGCUUUGUUCCCUCCGCGAUAAAAGCCUCACAGGAGAACAUAGUAGCAGAACUUAGUCAUUCUCGACCUUCUCAACGUGCCUCUGCUUCAGCCGUAGAAAAAGUUGAUGGUCGCCACCAUCAGCAGGAGGUGUCGGCGGAAGUUCCACCACCGAAAAAGAAAAGUCCACCACUGAGCUAUACGGAUGACGACGAUGAUGACGACGACGACCAUGACACUUGUCUAGUCAAGAAGACGGAAGAUUCCCACCUCAAUGCCGAUGACGAGACUGAGAAGAAGGAGUGGGAGGAGUGGAUUGUGAAGAAGCACAACGAGAUUGUUGGAUUCUUCGAGAAUGACGCUCAUAUCGAGGAUGGAGUAGUUACACGUCUAAUUUUGGAGGAUGAUCCAAUUUCUGGAAGAGUUGUUGAAGUCAACCCAGGCAUAAUGGCGGAGCUCCUCCCUCAUCACUUUCGUGGCAUAAAGUUCAUGUAUGAAACUUGCUUUGGGGGCUUCGAACAAGAAGCACGAUAUCACUCUGACAUGUUCACUUUGGAUUACCUCAUUGGACCUGGGAGAGAGACACAAGUCGCAGCGUUCGCGCAGGCAGUACUGAAAAACGAGCCGCGACCGGGACUUACGACAAUCCUUCUCCUCUGCCCCCUUCUCAAGAGAGAAAUUUGGUCAGAUGAAAUUCACAAGGUUUUUGAAAAUGUUGACCCCGACCAGAGACCUUUAAUUCAUGACUUGUGGGAAGGAGAGGAUAUCAAAGUGCAAAUCAAUUCUUUGAAGCUGUGGACCAGUCAGGGAGGAGUCGGGAUUCUGGACUUUGAUCUGUUCCAACAAUUGGACGAGUACUACGUGGACGAUGAUGACGACGACUCUCGGGAAGUUAUUAACAAUAGCCUCUUCACUCCUGGUCCAGCAAUUGUGUUUUUGGAUUUUGAAAGCAUUGAUAAAAGAUUUGUUAAGAAGAAGUAUAAAGGCCUCGUGAAAAUCACCACUACCCGACAGAUAGUGUUACCGGACUUGUAUUCAAACGACCCAAUCCAGCACAUCAAUCGUGUUAUCUUUAGAGAUUGGCUGUCAGUUACCACCAAUGGUUUCUUCGAUGACCAUGAAAAGAAGUUUUUGUGGUUGUGCGAUUUGGUUGACUAUCAUGCCAAAAAACAAGUCCAUUGGGUUCAGAAGAAAGGAUUCGCCACUACACAGAAUGGCGGAAAAAAUUUGUUCCUCAAAUCCAUCUUUCCAAACCAGUGGAGAAACUCACUUUCAAAUCGCGCUAAAAAAGACCAUGCAACUCCAGAGAGGCGAGAUAAAUUCAAAUUGUACAUGAAUGAACUAAGAAGCAACACGCCAAGCACCUAUGUCCUCUACAUAUUAGUGAUUUCUCCAAUAAUUGGACCCCUGACGGUUGCACAUCUGUGUAACCCAGACAGCGACAUGGUGAUCUACGUAGGUGAGUGGGACUCAUCAAAUCGCGGUGUCCACAUCACCUGCCGACAAUCACAUUUUUGUAACCCAGACUGUAUAGUGUAUAAACUAACGAGCGACCCCAAAAACCAGUACAACGAGGUGUUGGCACAGCAGUGCUUAAAUCAGUUUGCUGCUCACUUUGGAGAAGCUUUUCUUCUGUAUUAUGCGGACGAAUGGAAUCAGAAGAGUCCAGAGAAGCCCAAAUUUAUCAUGACCUCCCCCGAGGUGAAGCAUUUGGAUGAGAAUGGCGUUUUGGAAGAAAAAGCUAGAAAGAUGGCGAGGGACGGGAUUUGGAUCUUUUCCGUACUUGAAGAGGAUGCACAGCCACACCCACCACAACACGCGAAGUUUGAUGACAUCUGCCACAUUCCAUUUGGCAUCAAACCUAGCUACAUUAAACGAAGAGUGAUCCCGGGAUUGGGACAGGGAUCCAAUUAUUGGAAUACUUAGACUAAAUAGUACAGGUUCUAUUCCCGCAUCUGCUUCUGGCUGUCUGUUGUACUCAUUACUUCAGGGAGUAAAAUAUAGAUGCAAAAGUGAUAAGUGUGACGCGAGUCGUACUCUUCCACACUGUCGAGCUAAUAGCGAGGUCUUUGGAACUUAAUAGUUUUCGAGAUACCAAUGGCUUGAACAUACUUUUUUCUGAUUUGUGAACUCCUUUAACUAGGAUUAGUUGUUGUAACGUGUGGCAUUAAUCGUAUGUUAAAGGAUAUGCUGGUAUUUAUCAUUAAAUACUUAUGUAGUUGUUGAUGAGUGUUCAGUUAAAGUUCUACAAUGUUAGGAUCCUUUCUUAAAACUUAUAUACGCGAUACACACACUGAUAUGUUAAAUAAAGUUGGUAUUACAUAAUGUUAAA